AUGGAGCGGGUCAACGAGACUGCAGUCAGCGAGUUUGUCCUCCUGGGCUUCUCGUCUCUGGAAGGGCUCCAGCUCUGGCUCUUUCUGACCUUCCUGCUCCUCUACCUGUUCACGCUGGCCACCAACGCCGUCAUCGUGGCCACCAUCGUGCUGGACAGGGCGCUGCACACCCCCAUGUACUUCUUCCUGUCUGUUCUGUCAUGCUCCGAGACUUGCUACACCUUUGUCAUUGUGCCCAAGAUGCUGGUGGACCUGUUGGCCCAGAAGAAGAGUAUCUCCUUCCUGGGCUGUGCCACCCAAAUGUUCGCCUUCCUCUUCCUCGGCUGCUCACACUCCUUCCUGCUAGCAGCCAUGGGUUACGACCGCUACGUGGCCAUCUGCAACCCCCUGCGCUACGCGGCGCUCAUGGGUCGAGGGGUGUGUGGGGGGCUGGUCGCCGCCGCCUGUGCCUGCGGCUUCACUGUAGCACAGAUCAUCACCUUCUUGGUAUUUCACCUGCCCUUCCACUCCUCCAAUCGACUCCGUCACUUUUUCUGUGACAUCUCUCCUGUUCUCACGCUGGCGUCUCGCCACUCCCACUUUGGCCAGAUCAUCAUCUUCGUGCUCUGUGCCUUGGUUCUGGUCAUUCCCCUGUUGUUGAUCUUGGUGUCCUACACUCACAUCAUUGCUGCCAUCCUCCAGUUUCCCUCCUCAGUAAGCAAGCACAAGGCAUUCUCCACGUGUGCCUCUCACCUCAUCGUUGUCACCGUGCACUACGGCUGCGCCUCUUUCAUCUACCUGAGGCCCAAGGCCGACUCCUCCUCCAGCCAGGAUGCUCUGGUGUCUGUCUCCUACACCAUCCUAACCCCGCUGUUCAACCCCAUGGUCUACAGCUUGCGAAAUAAGGAAUUCAAAUCAGCUCUCUGCAGAGUUGCAGGAAGGACAGUCACCCUGGCACAGGGUUAA
Messenger RNA from Jaculus jaculus (lesser Egyptian jerboa), 945 nucleotides. RefSeq names its product olfactory receptor 10K2. Gene Ontology annotation, cellular component: membrane. Gene Ontology annotation, biological process: G protein-coupled receptor signaling pathway. Bases 1 to 945 code for a protein of 314 amino acids. NCBI's taxonomy places the organism in Eukaryota, Metazoa, Chordata, Mammalia, Rodentia, Dipodidae. The transcript has a single exon. The record is from RefSeq and is a predicted model, not a curated record. Gene Ontology annotation, molecular function: olfactory receptor activity; G protein-coupled receptor activity.